AUGGACUACAUCCUCGACAGCCCCGAAGGUCCUUAUCCAGAGUUUGACUCAUCGGAAUCCCUGAGGGGAUACCGGGUCAUCAAAUGCGCGGUCCAGUUCUCCUUGGACUUCCGCGCUGGGUGUGUAGCAAAGAUUAGCGACGCAUUCGAGGGCUUGAAUCUCAAGCUCAUACCAGCCAAGGACAUCACUAGGAGGCCCCGUGCGCGCAUUUGGUUACCUCCGAUAGCCGAACCUGGCGAAAAGUUGCUGUGGUGUGUAAAGGUGCAUAAUAAAAACAUACCAGCAAUAGACGAGUGGGAGCUCAUCAAAGGUGAAGAGCCGAGAAAGCCCACAAACAAGCCAAUUCUCCUAGCUAUUUGCUCCGAAUCCUCGGAGGCCCUAGCAGAGGCCCUAGCAGAGGCCGUAGAACCAAUUGGGAGAAAUGCAAUAGAGUUUUGA
Molecule: messenger RNA, 438 nt
Organism: Rhagoletis pomonella (apple maggot)
Lineage: Eukaryota; Metazoa; Arthropoda; Insecta; Diptera; Tephritidae
Exons: 1
Coding region: 1-438 (145 amino acids)
Source: RefSeq, a predicted model, not a curated record